AUGAACGAAUUUCUCGACAAUUGCCACUCGAUCGAGCAAACUAGCGAUGACGUGUUCAAAGACAAAACGAGGAUAGCGGAAGUAGCUGCUGCCACAUUGUGCAGAUUGAACAGCAUAAUGAAGCAGAUGAAAGACUGGCGGGACGACCGCAUGAAAUUGCGAUCCAACAUAUGGCGUUUGAAGCUUGCGUUACGCGUUGCCGGAAGGGAGACGGACGGCGGGGUCCACGCUGACCCAUUGAUCGAGCAACAGAAAGAGGAAAUCAAACGACUGGAGACGACCAACAGAGAAUUGAAGAAGGAGAUCGCCAAUAUUAAAUCGAGUCUGCUCAGUAAAGGGUACGUGACGCAGGAAACGGAUUGGAAAUCCGACGACAAGCUCGUGGAAGUUGAGCAGGAGUAUUUGAUGGAGAGGGAACGUUUGAACAACGAGAUCCAGUAUCUGAAAAGUCGGUUGAACGAGGUCGAGGAGGGUCAUGUACACAGUUCGGAAGUGGAACACUUAAAAUGCAAGCUGAAGCACUUCAUGAUGGUCGACUACACUAUGGAGAUUAUAUUCACCGAUAUAGUUAACAAAGUGGCCGAGACUAUAGCGAAUUUGUCCGAGGAGUUGGUGAACGUGAACGAACGUUUGCACAGGUCCCAAAUGAGGAACGACAAUCUUUACGUGGAGAUCGAUAAGUUGAAAGCGAUGCUCAGAUUCAAGAACGGCAACCUAAUGGAUUACCAGAGGAGGAUAGUCGAGCUGGACAAUGUGACGAAACGUUUGAAAACGGAAGUGAACAAGUUCAAGGUUAGUUACGAGGAGAGCUCGUGGAGCAUCGGGUCGAGCAAUUUGAAGAACGUGGAACGUUUCGUCAACGACUUGAAGUACAAGUUGAGGAACGAUCACGAGGCUCUGCUUGGCGGCGGUGAUCCGUAUUGUUUCAUGUACAUUCAGAAAAUCAUCGAGUUGCGGAUCAAUUUGCGACAAUUGCACAUCGAUUUGGCAAAAUCGAUCGGCAAGGAGCACAGGACCUCGGAGAAGCUGAUGGAACACAACGAAUACAUGAAACAGCUUUCCAAGUUGGACUCGAUCUUGAAAGAGAUCAACAACGAGAUCGACAAGUUGAAGAGCAAUCACGUGAAAAGGCAUUAUAAAAUCGGCGAUUCCGAGGGCCUCGAGUAUUUGAAUAAGAUAGUAGAGCUCGAGGCGAUAAUCGAGGAGAUACAAUCGGCGAUGAACAGGUUGAAUCGUUGCUCGAAAGGGAAGUCGAACGAGUCGAAGGACAUUGAAAAAUUGGAGGAAUUCGUCGGUAGAGUGUGCCACGAGAUCAAGCAAUUGGAAGUGAUCGUGGUAUCGAGCGAUCGUUUGAGCGUGUUCAAGAGGAUCGACCAGCUCGAGGAGUCGAUCGUUCGCUUGAAGACCGAGUUGAGCAACAAGGAGGCGCACAUGACCGACCUCGACCAGGAAUUAGUCGACGCGGACAGUAUGUUGAAACAAAAGAUGGUGGCGCUGCAGGACGCGCGCCACGAGAUCACGAUACUGAUACAGGAGAACAAAGUGUUGAAGGAGAAGACGAACGUGAUGGAGGAGAAGACGUCGGAGCUUCAAUGCGAACACGAGGACGUAAAGAAGGAGUUGGAGCAGCUGCAAUACGUGAAACACGAGGCAAAUUUAACGAAGAAAAAAUUGCAAAGUCUUCAGGACGACAAAGAGGAGUUGUUGAACGAAAUGCAGAAAAUUCGCGACGCCCUGAACAAGAAAAACGAGGAGACGAAGAUCGUUCUUGCCGAAAAGAAUACAAUGGAGAGGGUGUUCAACGUGAAAAUCGCGGAUUUGUCGAAGAAUCUUCAGAUCAGUUCGAAGGAGAAUGAAAAAUUACAGAAUAAGGUGAACGAAUUGGAACGGAUGAAAUAUAGGCGGGAAGCGUCCAACGUCGAGAAGGAGAACGAGAGUGCGAGACGCCUUAAGGAGAUAACGGAGAAGAUGAACAACGAGAUACAGUUAUUGAAGGUAAACUUGAAAAUUUCGAAGGAGGAUUUCAAUCAUGCGAAUCGAGAGAUUGCCGAUUUAAAAAUUAAAUUGGAACAUUUAUCCGAUGAAAAGACCAAGUUAGAGUCGAGCGUUGCUCAGUUAGAAUCGAAGAAGGAGAUACUGGUGUAUCAAUUGGGGGCCGAGAAAACCACCGCCGACGAGAGGCUGAAAGAGAUCACCAAGUUGAAAUCAGAUUACGUCGACUUAGACGUCGAGAAGGUGAAUCUGAAAAUGGAGAAGGAACAAUUGAACGCGAAUUUCACGAAUUUGAAGGUAGAGAAGGAACAGAUAGAGAAAUCUUUAGAAUUCAUUCAAAGCAAGUGUUGCAUGUUCGAAAAUAAAAUUGAUAAAUAUAAGUAUGAGCGCAACAAUCUGCUCGAAGAAGUGAGAAAUCUUAAGGUGACCAAGGAAACUUUAACCAUCAAAUUGGAAGAGACGAAGUCGCAAUUGGACGGAACUGGAGAUAAGAUAAGACAAUUAGAGGUUGAAAAUUCGAAACUUCAUAGUGAUCUCAACGAAUUAACUGCGAAGAAGACGAGCCUUGAACAAGCUUUUGAAACCCGUGAACAAACGCUUUUGUCGGAGAACCACGACCUCGCAACGCGUGUUAACAAAUUGGGCGAGGAAAACCAGACGUUGAAGAAUCAAUUGAAGGAAAUUAAAACGACAAACGAAUAUUCCAACGUCGAGUUGAAUAAACUCAAGACGGAAUAUGACAACGUGAAGUUGGAAAAUACGACUCAAUUGGACGAGUUAAGGCAAUGUAAUGAAAUGUUGAAGGAAAUGAACAACGAGUUGAAAAUGAAACUGAAUGAAAUUCACAGCGAGUACAGAAUAUUAGAGAAUCAGUUGAAGAUCUUGGAAUUGAUGAAUACCACGUUGAAGAAGGAGAAAGAAUUAUUGGAAAAAGAAUAUAUGAACGCUCUGCAGAGAUUGAGAAUGGAGAGGAUGGAGAAGGAAGGAAUCACGUCGGGCAGCGAGUCAGUUUCUACCGAGCAAAACGAAGAAAUGGAAAAGGGGAAAUUUGAGAAACGCCCGAAAAAGGAAAAGAUACCGGAGAAAGAAGAAGAGAUUCAAAGGCAAAAGUCGAAUGCUGUGGAAAAAAAGACGAAUGAAACGACGAUUAAACCUAUCUCGAACAAAUUGGAGAUCGUGAAUCUUUAUUACAAAGAGAUUAACAGUUAUUCGUCUCGUGGUUUGAGGAAUACAGAGGCGGUAACGCACAUAGACCAAUCGAGUUUAUGCCUGUACGAAGGUAUGAAUCGUGGGUCGGACAUAGAGAUCGAAAAAUUACUGGAAAUAAUGAACAAAUUGAAAGUGGAGAACAUUGCCUUGAGAAUGGAAGUGAACUCUUUGAGAUGCAACUUGAUUAUUAAUUUCUCUGAAGACGAGAAGAAGAAGAAAGAGCUACGGAUAGCCACGGACGAGAUUCAAGCAUUGAAAUCGGAAUUGAAGAAACUGAGGGACGAAAGGGAAUCGUUGCGGAUUAAAUUCAAUACAACUAAUGCGAAAUUGGAUCUGUUAGAAUCUGAGAAAGCUGCUUUGAAGAACGAACUGUAUACUAUAAGGAACAUUAAUUCCGAUUUCAAACAAAAGAUAAGCGAUUUACACAGCACGUAUCAAAAAUCGAAGGAGAAGAAUUUAGUAUUCGAAAAUUGUAUCGUGAAAGCAAUUAAAAAGAUAGAGAAAUAUACUUUAUGCGAUAAUAUGCAAAUCAAAGGUAAUAACGAAUUGAAGGGUAGAGUCAGUGCUUCUCAGAGGAAUAAAGCGGUCAUCCAUCACGCGAAGAGAUUUCAUUUCCUCCUACUUGGCGAUGACAUCCUAUGGGUCACGGCACUGCAAACUUCUUCGCAUCUAUCGGGUAGAGUCAGUGCUUCUCAGAGGAAUAAAGCGGUCAUCCAUCACGCGAAGAGAUUUCAUUUCCUCCUACUUGGCGAUGACAUCCUAUGGGUCACGGCACUGCAAACUUCUUCGCAUCUAUCGGGUAGAGUCAGUGCUUCUCAGGGGAAUAAAGCGGUCAUCCAUCACGCGAAGAGAUUUCAUUUCCUCCUACUUGGCGAUGACAUCCUAUGGGUCACGGCACUGCAAACUUCUUCGCAUCUAUCGGUACCAUUGUCACGUAUCGUUUAUCCUAUUUACUAA
Molecule: messenger RNA, 4158 nt
Organism: Apis cerana (Asiatic honeybee)
Lineage: Eukaryota; Metazoa; Arthropoda; Insecta; Hymenoptera; Apidae
Product: kinesin-related protein 4
Source: RefSeq, a predicted model, not a curated record